This is a messenger RNA of Acanthoscelides obtectus, 1071 nucleotides long. NCBI's taxonomy places the organism in Eukaryota, Metazoa, Arthropoda, Insecta, Coleoptera, Chrysomelidae. The record is from the annotation of a GenBank genome assembly.
AUGUCUUCAACUGUCCAACUGUCCGAUUACAGCGAGAACCACUUUGAGAGCAUGGAAACUUACAGCAAUAUGCUGCUGACCGAGGGUGUUUCACCGCUUUCGAACUCAACCGAAUCUCCGCCACCGUAUAGUGCUGCUGAGUGCGGGGGUGAAAAUUACGGUUUUCAAGCUGGAAGAAACGCUUGUACAAGCAACUACCAGGUGCAAAACAACUUUGUGUAUCAGGAUCUACAAAUCAACCAACACCUAUCUAAAUGUACAAACGACCAACAGUCCAAUUUUUCAUUUCCGACCCAGAAUGUUCAAGUUGCCAUCCAGGGAAAACCGCUCUAUAGCAUCCAAAUUCCCUACGAAUACGCUGACAGCCAAGAUAAAAGAUCGACAGAUACAGAAAAAAGUCCUCCACCAGGUCCAAUCAGUCCAAAGCCGAACUCAAGCGGUGCUCCAAAUACCAAACGAGCCAGAACAGCUUAUACUUCAUCCCAACUUGUUCAACUGGAGAAAGAGUUCUACACUAACAAGUACCUGUGCCGAUCAAGACGUAUCCGAAUUGCUGAAGACUUGAACCUGACGGAACGUCAGAUCAAAAUCUGGUUCCAAAACAGAAGGAUGAAAUGUAAAAAGGAACAAAAACAAAGAAGGCCCUCUCCUGGAUUAGACAACGGGACCUCUCCUACUCUGUCAGUUGCUGCAUCAACUCCUACUUCAAAUAGCAAGCCAACGGUCCAAACGCUGAGGCCUGAGCAACGUUUGGUGACUGAGGGGCAGGCAGGUCAUAGUCAAUGCUUACCACAAACUAUACAGAGAAACCAGUGGGAAGGUAACGUCUUCUCCAGCAGCCAAUGUCAAAGUCCAUGCCAAAACGUCCAACUAGAUCCGAGUUAUCAAUACCAACAUCAUCCAGUCAACUGCUAUCCUGUGAAAUAUAUGCAACUUGUGGAGGAUAAGCCAUUAAAUCAGCCCUUCCUCAACAUCCAAACAAAUGAAGGCGGUGAGAGUGAGUAUCCUAUUGGUUGGGACAACCUAUAUUCAUGCAUUAUAGGUGCCAUUGAUUGUCUCACGAGUUUGUAA